AUGCCUGCUACCGUCACCUCACCCGCCGGAAUAGUUGUUCAUCCUCUAGUGCUGCUCUCGGUGGUCGACCACUACAACCGGACUGCUAAAAACACCAACAAGCGCGUGCUUGGAGUCCUUUUGGGUCAACAGACUGGCAAUCACAUCAACGUUGCAAACAGCUAUGCCAUGCCUUUUGAGGAAGAUGAAAAGGACCCAUCAGUCUGGUUCUUGGAUCAUAAUUAUCAUGAAGCCAUGUACGAUAUGUUCAAAAAGGUUAAUGCUCGGGAAAAGAUUGUUGGCUGGUACCACACUGGUCCCAAACUUCGUCCAUCCGAUCUAGAAAUUAACGAGGUGUUCAAAAGGUAUACAGCUAGUCCUGCACUGGUUAUUAUCGAUGUGAACCCUAGUGAGCUCAGCAUUCCAACCGAUGCCUACAUGUCCAUUGAAGAAAUUCACGAUGAUGGUACUGCAGCCAUUAAAACAUUUGUUCAUCUUCCAUCGUCCAUUGAGGCUGAAGAAUCCGAGGAAAUUGGUGUUGAGCAUCUUUUGCGUGAUAUCAAGGACACAUCUGUGAGCACUCUUUCUACCCAGAUUACUAGCCAAGUCAAUUCCCUCAAAAGUCUGCAUGUUCAUUUAACCGAGAUUCGGAACUACCUUUCCAAAGUACUUGCUGGAAAAUUACCCAUUAACCACCAAAUCAUCUACAAUCUUCAGGAAAUUUUCAACAAACUUCCCAACCUAUCUGUUCCCACCACUGUAAAAUCAUUUGCUGUUAAAACCAAUGACGAACUUUUGAUUAUUUACCUGUCGUCAUUGAUUCGUGCUGUCAUUGCCCUGCAUGGAUUGAUUGACAACAAAAUCAUGUUGCAAGACCAUGAAAACAAGGAAAACAAUGCUGCCACGGGAAAAUUAAAUAUCAAGGAUGUUACCAGUGAAAAAGAUGCCACUGCUGUGGAUAUAAAGGAUACCAAGAAAUAAAUCCUAUAGUCUGUUGAAACUUUGAGGGUUCAACUAUUUGUCAACUUUAAUUUGGGCAGAUAUCUACUUAUCAAAGUAUCCGAAAUAAAACUUAUCCUUUAUU
Messenger RNA from Batrachochytrium dendrobatidis JAM81, 1063 nucleotides. Its product is annotated as proteasome regulatory particle lid subunit RPN8. The record is from RefSeq and is a predicted model, not a curated record. Lineage: Eukaryota; Fungi; Chytridiomycota; Chytridiomycetes; Rhizophydiales. Gene Ontology annotation, biological process: proteasome-mediated ubiquitin-dependent protein catabolic process. Gene Ontology annotation, molecular function: protein binding; metallopeptidase activity. Bases 1 to 960 code for a protein of 319 amino acids. Gene Ontology annotation, cellular component: proteasome regulatory particle; proteasome complex. The transcript has 4 exons.